UUAUCCUUCUGAGUUAUUCUCUUGUAAUAUGGCAAAAAAAAUCAUAUGAAAUGCACAAAUGAAUGUGCAAUUUGAUGCACACCGGUGCAUGCAUUGUGCAUCCCCCCUCCAGCUCCCCAAUGGGUUAAUCUCAAAAACUAUGCGGGUCUUGAAAAGAAAGGAUCCCUGCGUCUUUAAAGUUUAUGUAGCAACAGAGGGAUUGUAGCGAUAAUGCUAUUGGGGCGGCAGAUCAGUUACUUCUGACGCUCCAAAGCCUCGGGGAGUUGGCUCAAGAUUGCUUGUCUUUGAUAAGGUCCUCACUAUGUAGCUGCAACUUCGUGAUCUGGGAAAAGAUUGGUAAAACGUGGCAAAAAAGCUCGCAGGUCGGGAAAUAAACCGAGCAGGCUUUGAAAUAUGCUCCACACAGAGUGACUGCAACGUUUCUGGGCAGCUCCGACACUUGUUUUAUUUUUUUCCGAGGCAUCGAGCUGGAAUUGUUUUUUAUGCAGCUGUCGGGACCCGGCAGUCGGUUCCUUACUUUGAAGUGCGCUGCUCCAGCCUGUCUGUGGGCUCAGUUGGUGUUGAGUCGCCUACAGGAGAGAGCUACCGGCGGCAUGGCAGCCUGAGACCACAGGGAGGAGAAAAGGAGGAGGGAGAAAAGCGGUAUUUUUUCCUCUCGAGUGCAUUUUUCUCUCCGUAAACCGACUCAAACCUGAACGGACUGUAUGUGGACGCGUCGCGGAGACGAGUACUGUGGAUUAUACGCGCUUUUUGUGUGGAUAAAACGGCAACAACUGGAGUUUAAUUUGAGUGGGGAACUCGUGGAUCGAUGAGAGAAGACGGGCAGCCGGAGAGAAGCUCCCCCGCUGACAUAAGAGAGUGAGGAGAUUACAGUAGAAGCUCAGAGGAGGCGAACAACACACAGGCUCCGUCUCCUGCUGCCUUCAGAGCCAUGAGCCGGCCGCUUAUGGACCAUAUCGCUAGUAGUUUCCGAGAAGAUGCUCCCCGACCCCCGGUGCCGGGGGAGGAGGGCGAGGCGCCCUGCUACCCCGGCAAACUCGCAAUGAUGAAACCUUUGCUGGAACCCCCCAAAUCGGUUUUGCUCGGCUCUCCGGGCUCAUCGGCGCGGAGGAACGAGGAUGGUCUUGGGGAGCCGGAGGGGAGCGCCUCCCCGGAUUCACCGCUUUCCCGGUGGACAAAGUCUUUGCACUCUCUGCUCGGGGACCAGGACGGUGCUCUUCUUUUUCGGACCUUCCUGGAGCGAGAGAAAUGUGUCGAUACUUUAGACUUUUGGUUCGCCUGCAAUGGCUUCAGGCAAAUGGACCUCAAGGAUACCAAAACGCAGAGAGUCGCCAAAUUAAUCUACAAGCGCUACAUCGAGAACAACAGCAUUGUCGCCAAACAGCUGAAGCCCGCUACUAAGAGCUUCAUACGGGAUAAUAUCAAGAAGCAACACAUUGACUCCGCAAUGUUCGACCAGGCGCAGACGGAGAUCCAAACCAACAUGGAGGAGAACGCGUACCAGAUGUUUCUGACCUCUGACAUUUACCUCGAGUACGUGAGGACUGGGGGAGAAAACCCAAAUCACGUCAACUCGAGCGGGCUGGGCGACCUGAAAGUUGUCUGUAAAUACCUGCCCACGCUCAUCGAAGAGGAGGAGUGGAGUUGUGAUUUCAAAGCCAAAGCGCUGGUUGGAUUCUCGGCGAAGGCGCAGAGGGCCACCGUGUCCAUGAGGGCGGUGGAGGUGAUGGAAAGAGGAUACAGGUCCUACAAGAGAGGAGAGUCCCUGAACCCCUGCUACGUGGGCUCCUUCGCCCCCGUCAGCAGCACCAACGACAGCGAGGUGUCCAGUGACGCCUUGACUGACGACGCCAUGUCGGUGACUGACAGCAGUGUAGAUGGCAUCCCUCCGUACAAACUGGGCUCAAAGAAACAGCUGCAGAGAGAGAUGCAGCGCAACAUGAGGAUGAACAGCCAAGUCUCUCUGCCUGCUUUCCCUCGUACACGCCGUCCUCCCAAGGAGAUGGUCCCAAUGGAGCCGUCGGAGUUUGCAGCUCAGCUCAUCUCCCGCCUGGAGAGCCUGAAGAGAAAACAGGACACCAUCAACUCUCUGGAGGAGAAGCUGCAGCAGAUUCAGGAGGAGGAGGAGAAAGAAGACUCGGAGAUGAUGGGAAGUGCUCCCCAGCUGUCCCCCCACCCCUUGGCCCUCCUCCCCGGCCCCUCUGACGAGGACCCCCAGGCCAUCCUGGACGACCACCUGUCCCGCGUCCUGAAGACGCCCGGCUGCCAGUCGCCCGCCGUCAUCCGCCACUCGCCUCGCUCCAGCUCCCCAGAGCACCGGCCCCUCACUCGGCCGGGCUUCGGGAUCAAAGCCCUGGUCCGGGCGGGACCCUCCAGUUCCAGUCUGGACCAAGGGGCCAUCACUCUGGCCCUGGGCCCCGGCAGGACCCUGGUGAGCAGGCAGAGCACCAAACACAUCCACCACCACUACAUCCACCACCACGCCAGCCCCAAGAGCAAGGAGCAGAUUGAGCGGGAGGCGGCGCUCCGGGUGCACGGCCUCUGUUCCAGCGGUGGAGAGUUCCAGCCUUACCAGCGCAGCCGAAGCCUGGGACGAGAGAUGUGUGGAGCCGUCUCUGCAGACAACAGCGUGGGGCGUUCCAGCUCUCUGUCCAGGCGUGUUUGCCGCUCCGGGGCGGAGGAGGGAGUAGCGGAGAGGUUCAUGGAGGACUGUGGACCCCUGCAGCUGCCCAGCGACACCACAGACCCCACCCAGAAUGUUCUGCAGUGGAUCCUGGAAAGCAAACGGCAAGGCAGACACAAGUCUCACAGUAACCAGAGCACCAAGAAGUCCUUCGGAGGCUCCUCCACCCAGACUCAUACGUGGGGCGGUGGUGGAAGCUGCGGUCACCUCCGCAGCCACCAGCCGGCUCAGCCGUUCAUCCAGGACCCCGCCAUGCCUCCUCUUCCUCCUCCCAACACGCUGGCCCAGCUGGAGGAGGCCUGCCGCAGGCUGGAGGAGGUCUCCACCAAGACCACCAAGCAAAGGCAUCCGAUGUCCAGCCUCCAGCCAGAGAAGAGCCACCUAGUGCCUGUCCAGGGUGAGGGGUCUCCAGCCGCUCCCAGUCCCGCUGGCCUCCUCACGAGCAGCCCCGGCCUCCAAUCAGAAGAGAUGAAGGAGUGCAAAAAGGGUUCAGGAGGCGAGACGGUGGUGACGUACUUCUUCUGUGGCGAGGAGAUCCCCUACCGCAGGAACAUGAAGAGCCACAGUCUCACCCUGGGCCACUUCAAGGAGCAGCUCCGAAAGAAGGGCAACUACAGGUACUACUUCAAGAAAGCCAGCGAUGAGUUUGAGUGCGGCGCCGUGUUCGAGGAGGUGUCAGACGACGGCUCCUUGCUGCCCACCUACGAGGGAAAGAUCCUGGGCAAAGUGGAGCGGAUGGAGUGAGACCUUCUUCAUGUUGUGGAUUAUACGAACGCUUCACACCUGCCAUGGAUGGAUAUACUCCCUUCUCUGCUCACACACACACACACUAAGGAUGUGUCUUUUAAGCUAAAGACUGAAGGACUUGGAGAUGUUGAAGGAACGUCAAAGAGGUUUCGGGACAAAUUCUAUCGCUCUUACAGGACUAUCGUGUGAACAAGCCCGCCUUGAAGUGAAGAAAAUACAAAGACUGUGUGUUGCUGGACUGAAACAUCUCCGUGUUUCCAGAAGAGAAAACUCUAGAGACUCUAAGGUGAAUGACCACUCCUCAAAGAAGCGGGCCGGUGGGCUCCAAAUCUGAGACUGACAGCCCUACUUGACCCCGCCCGUGCUAGCAUAACUCGCUAGCACACCGCUAAAAAUGUAUAUGCAGAUAUACAUGUACAUUGCAUUGUAUUGUGAUGCUCGUAUUGCUGUGUAAAGAUUUCUAUUGCUAUUUAUUGGAAAUACCCCCCGGCCCCCCCAAACCCCCUUAUUAUUCCUCCAUGGACAAGCUGCUUGGAGUUGGAGAAACUUCUCCAAUUUUCCCACAUCCGUGAUUUUUUCUUUUUCCCCUUCAGUUCUCAAGCAAAGGAAAUGGGUUUUAUUCAUUUUCUGCCCCUCAUAUUGAACUGUAAACUUCGAAAAUAUACCUCUUCAAAAAAAAAAAAAUCCACUCCUGUUCCUGGAGAUUUUAGCGGGACAUCAUCUCUGAUCUCUUGGCUGGAGAGCUUACUGCUGAAGCUUUUUGAGAAUGGCUCUCUUAUCACUUAAAAGUUCGAUAAUAUAUUUACUACUGCAGUGCUAUUUGUGGCCGUGUCCCCAUCUUGCUCUGAGUGGACUACGAAAAAGAAAAAAGAAGAAAAAAGGAAAUGCUAUUAACGUUUUAAUUCCCGACUCUGGGACUCUGCCCAGUUAGCCUUGAUCUGUCGCGUCUUAGUGCCUUUGUUUCAGUGGCGCAGGCAUCGCACAAAUAGCCUACGUAUUUACUUAGAGGAAACUGCCCUGAACAGGUCCUAGAAU
Centropristis striata (black sea bass) is the source of this 4465-nucleotide messenger RNA. RefSeq names its product axin 2 (conductin, axil) (gene axin2). The coding region runs from base 932 to 3427 and encodes 831 amino acids. Gene Ontology annotation, biological process: negative regulation of canonical Wnt signaling pathway. The record is from RefSeq and is a predicted model, not a curated record. The transcript has 11 exons. NCBI's taxonomy places the organism in Eukaryota, Metazoa, Chordata, Actinopteri, Perciformes, Serranidae.